Messenger RNA from Aspergillus ibericus CBS 121593, 1068 nucleotides. RefSeq lists its product as uncharacterized. The coding region runs from base 1 to 1068 and encodes 355 amino acids. The record is from RefSeq and is a predicted model, not a curated record. Lineage: Eukaryota; Fungi; Ascomycota; Eurotiomycetes; Eurotiales; Aspergillaceae. The transcript has 3 exons.
AUGGGCUGGGUGCACCAUGCCACGCCUGAAGUGGAGGCCGUGUCGGAAUGGCGCCUCAUUCUCGGCGUGUGUUUGAGUUUGACGCUGCUGAUGGUGAUUACGGUCUGUUUGCGCUUGGCGAUUCGCUUUCAAGCCCGUCGCUUGGAAGCGUCCGACUAUGUGAUGCUGGUGACGAUGGUGUUCAGCAUCAUUUACAGCUCCCUCUGUAUCGCGCAAACCAGAUACGGUCUUGGGCUGCCCUUGAAGCUCCGCCCAGUGCCGGACCUACCUAAUUACACCAAGCUCAACUAUGUCGGUCGCCCGUUUUACCAGGUCGGAAUCGCCGGGUUCAAAGGCUCCUUGUGCCUCAAUUACCUGCGAUUGAUCUCGGGCACAUCCAAGAAUUACUACCGCAUCCUCAUCUGGGUGGUGAUUGUCAUCAGCACGCUGGGCCACUUGGCCGGAGCCUUAGUUCUCAUCUUCGACUGCCAUCCGGUUCAGCGCGCCUGGAAUAUCACCAUUCCUGGGUCGUGUCUCCCGGCCGGACCGACCUUUUACGGGCUGGCCAUCUUCAGCAUUAUCUGUGAUAUCGUGAUCAUCUGCCUGCCUAUCCCGUUGUUGCUGCAACUGAACAUCAAACCCGCCCAAAAAGCGGGGGUGGUCUGUUUGUUUCUGCUGGGCUUGUUCACCACCAUCUGCUCGAUCCUGCGCCUGACGCAGAUCCAUCGCGUGGCCUAUGGAGAUGGGAAUUCUUCGAUGCUGGUGUUAUGGGGCACCAUCGAAUUUAAUGUCGGGAACAUUGUGACCUGCGUGCCCUUCUUGGCUCCUCUGCUCAAAGGCGCCGUGCGUGACUUCCGAUCGUAUAGUGGGCGGAAAGGAGGCUACGAUGGCCGCACGUAUGCGCUGCAGUCCUGGUCGCGGGAUCCUCGUUCGCAGCUCAAAUCCACCACGUCGGCGGCGCCGCAACCCAGACGGACGCCCAGUGAAGAGCUUAUCCUCGACAGUGGGGACUCGGGAGAGGGGGGCAUUCAUAUGACGGUUGAACUGCGGGUUUCGACGGAGAAACGACCGACCGAGGGCGACGCGUGA